CCAAACACUUAUAUAACUUGAGUUCUUAUCCUCUUAUAAAGAAAAAACAGAGCCCAAAAACAGAGAAAGCAGAGCAGAGGCGACUUGAUUAUAAAACAAAGCAGGCGCGACCUGAGUUUAAGAACACAUACUAGGCAAUGGCUAGAAGUUUGAACAAAAUUUUUGUUGUAGCAAUUGUUGCUAUAGCGGCUCUGCUUCAUAGCUCCAAGGCACAGACAACACAUAUAGUGGGUGAUGCCCUAGGCUGGAUUGUCCCUCCAAGUACUGAUACUUACACAACAUGGGCUGCAAAUCAGACCUUCAAAGUUGGUGACGUUCUAGUGUUCAAUUUCGCCGCUGGAAGACAUGACGUUGCUCAAGUCACAGAUGGUGCAUUUAAUGCAUGCAACACUAGUAGUCCCAUUUCGAGAGAAACAAAUAGUCCUGCAAACAUUACUCUGACUUCAUCAGGCGAGUAUUACUACAUUUGCACAGUUCCUGGCCACUGCAGUGGCGGCCAAAAGUUGAUGAUCAACGCUAGUGCUGCAGCUGCUUCUCCGGCUCCUCAACCCUCCACUGCUCCCUCUCCCGUUAACGCUCCAACACCAACACCCGUUACUGCACCACCACCACCACCAACACCAACACCAACAACUGCACCAACACCAUCUCCCACAAGAGCACCAGUGACUUACGUUGUUGGAGAUAAUAUGGGGUGGAUUAUUCCACCAAACACUUCCGCUGGUUACCAAAACUGGGUUCGUGGCAAGACCUUCGUGGUUGGAGAUAUUCUAGUUUUCAACUAUGCGAUGAAUGCUCACGAUGUGGCCGAGGUGUCAAAACAAGCAUACGGAUCAUGCGACAGUAACAACACCAUUUCUUUCAAUUCAAACCCACCUACAAGAAUUACUCUCACAACUCCUGGCGAACAUUUCUACAUCUGUACCUUCCCUAAUCACUGUUCAGCUGGCCAAGAGCUGGCCAUCAACGUCACCGGAACCGGCACUGCCGCGUCACCAUCGCCCAGUACUGCCACGCCACCAUCACCCGGUACUGCCACGCCACCAUCACCCAGUACUGCCACUCCUCCUUCUACAAACACUCCUUCAGCGCCAUCUCCAACAGGUGCGACCACCCCUUCUGAUCAAUCAGGAAACUCUGCUAAGUCUCUAAAUGCUGCCGGCUUAUCUAUCACUUUCUUAGCCAUUAUCGUUAUAGGUUUGUUGUAUUAGACGUGGUAUAGAGUUAGUCAUUUUCUUUGUAAGUUCAAUGUAUUAGCCAUUAUCAAUGUGAUUCAUUUUACCAGAAGUUGACAUGUUACAGAAAUUGAGAUUUUUGUAUUACAACAAUAAAGCAGAUUUUGACAUUUUGGCUUUGUGA
This is a messenger RNA of Pistacia vera, 1359 nucleotides long. Its product is annotated as uclacyanin 1-like. The transcript has 3 exons. Lineage: Eukaryota; Viridiplantae; Streptophyta; Magnoliopsida; Sapindales; Anacardiaceae. Gene Ontology annotation, cellular component: plasma membrane. The coding region runs from base 138 to 1211 and encodes 357 amino acids. The record is from RefSeq and is a predicted model, not a curated record. Gene Ontology annotation, molecular function: electron transfer activity.